This is a messenger RNA of Owenia fusiformis, 1765 nucleotides long. Lineage: Eukaryota; Metazoa; Annelida; Polychaeta; Sabellida; Oweniidae. The record is from the annotation of a GenBank genome assembly.
AUGACCAGCGAAAUGAGGUCUACAGAUUAUGAGUCGCACCAGGCUGUCGGAUGCGAGGAUGUCUGGAGGGAAGACGAACGACCCCUGGUGGAGAACGAUUAUUCUCGCACAGCUGACAUCGGGCGAUUGGACAUAGCUCAGCUCCUCAAAAAUAGAGACUUCACUAUAUUUAAGGAGAAGGGACCACACGAUAUCGCAGACGCAUUGCUUUCCCUCAAGCACGCUGUCGUUCAUCCCUCAAUGACCGGUCAAUUAUCCCCCAUCUCACCGGGUCUACCCUACCCCCAGACUACACCAACAACCGGGGGAUUCCACCACACAGCAGGAUCUGGCCCUAACAUGCAGGCAUGCGGCGCCUGGUCCUCCAGUCCCGGUGGGUACGGUCAGUACAUUGACCAAGCAGUCCCUCAUCAUCAGCCUCAACCGGGGAUGUUUCCUUCCAUGAGCGUCAAUCUGUCGAUGAGCAUGAACGUUGGUAUGCCCCAUGGUCUUGCGCCCCAGUACAACGUUGGAACUCAAGAACAAUGGUGCCCUCCACCCGUUCCGCCCCUCGAUAACAUUCAGCAACAACCACAAUAUAAUAACAACAACAACAACAACAACACAUAUCAACAGACCCAAUAUACUUAUAAUCCAAAUAGCAACACAUAUAGCGCUUCAUAUUCGUUCUCCCAUCAUCACGAUAUGACGGAGAACAUGCGCACAGUGUACCGAACGAACGAGCGAUUCAAGGACAUCACAAAGAUGUACGCAUCCAGUACGUUGAAGCGAUCCCGUUUGCACCCGAAAGGUCAAAUGCGAGGGACAUUCGGAGAGAACGGAAAGGUGAAUAUGUGUAGGAUAUGCGGAAAGAUGUACGCGCGGCCGAGUACCUUGAAGACGCACAUGAGAACGCACUCGGGGGAAAAACCCUACCGAUGUGGAACCUGCCAUAAAUCCUUCUCACAGGCCGCCAAUCUUACUGCACAUUCCCGCACUCAUAGCGGUGAAAAGCCAUUCCGGUGUCCGAUGUGCAAUCGACGGUUCUCACAAAGCUCAUCCGUCACGACACACAUGCGGACACAUUCUGGGGAGCGUCCCUACCGAUGUCGCCUCUGUAAGAAGGCUUUCUCCGACAGCUCGACGCUUACCAAGCAUCUCCGGAUUCACAGUGGAGAGAAGCCAUACCAAUGUAAACUCUGUCUUUUGCGGUUCUCACAGUCCGGCAAUCUCAAUAGGCACAUGAGAGUACACACGAAUAACAAUUGAACACCAUAACUCGUCUGGACUCGCUUCACUGAACUCUAUCAAUUACAAUGCACUCGUGCCUUCAUGACUAUUAUGUCCAAUUUUCUGUUUUUACAGGAUCCUUGUACCGUUUCUCUUAGAAUGAUACACCAAUGACAUGUAUUAGAUGAUUCACCAUACCAAUAAAGUUGUGAUAUUCAAGAUGGAAUAAUAUGUUAACAUAUUUAAAACUAUGCCCCUAACUCAGUGUUUUUCAUAGAAUUGAGACUAUUUAUGAUAUUUACAAAAAUUGCCAAUUUUGUUUACAGUUACCUAAGGUACGACAUCACUGUAUCCAUGGUUUUUAGAAAUUCUUAACUUUACAUGUUUUUGUUCAUGACCCUGUUCCACUAAUUCAAUUGCUUCAACAAAAUGUCAUUUCAAAUUGUUUCAAUGACAUGUAAUUGAAAAUAUAUUAUACAAGCGAGGGCAAGAAAUAUUUUUUAAUAGUAUACUGUCAAAGAUACUGCCAAAGAUACUGUCAACUCUGAAGAAACAG